UCAACGUUAUGAUCUAUAACAACUGAUCAGAGUGUGUUUAAGGUUCUGUGUGGUUACUGUUCAACCCAUCAGUGGAGAAAAGGAAUUAUACACAAGAGGUAAACAUAAGAAAAUAAGACAGGUUUUAUUUUACGGACUACUGGACAGAUGCCUCGGAACAUUCAGCUUGAAGUUUUAGUACAGAGACAAAGUUUUAACAGCAGUGAGCCAUUUCCUCUGAUAACACCUCCCUCAUGAAAAUGAGCCGUCCUUUAGCAGCGAUCACAACCACAGCAGGCACAAGGCAGGAUUUUUCAGAUUUUGUGCAGCUUGCAAUUGUGUGUCACAGACUUUUAAUUCACAUUUGUCAUAUUUGUGUGACUCAUUAAGAUAUUCUCCUCCUGAAGGUGAAACACGUGUGCUUAAGGCCAGCCGCAGUCACAAACUCUGAGUCUGUUCACAAAAGGUUUCACAGAAAUUCCAGUCACGUGACUUGGGGUUUUCAGUGUCAUCACCAUGACAAUUCACUGAUUUUUUUUUUUUAUUAUUUUCAUUAGAUUAUUUCAUCAUUCACAGCUCGUCUCCCUGAGGAUUCUGGGUAACAAACUGAUCUCUGGGUUCAGUCCAUGUGGAAGAGUCCUGACUGUACUCGGAUACUUUUACCUGUAACUGAGUACUAGUACCAUGGUGUUGUUUUACUGCAGGCAGAGGUUCUGCCUCCUCUGUUGCUGAGUGUGUCCUGUCCCAGCAGGGGGGGCCCUCACUGCCUUAUCAUACAGAGCGUUUUCUUUCCUGAAUGUGGGCUGGAAGGCUGCUUCAGGUGACCUGAUCAGCACUGUUCAAUAAAUUGAAGAUUACUGGUUUAUUGAGACAUUUAUAGAUCAAAAAUCAAUAUUUCCCUCAUUUUGGAAUAUUUUUAAGCAUAUUUAUAGGUUUCAGUGGUGAGCACUGAACUGGUUCACUGAUAACAUUCAAUCCAUAUUAAUGUAAAUAUCUAUCCAUUCUCCUCUGCUUAUCAACUUGGUAGGAUCGCGGGUGAGGGGUUAGUUGGCAGUGUGUUGCAAAUCCAACACAGAGACAGACAACCAUUGGCAUUCAACAGAACUUAUUCCAGCUAAUUUUAGACUUGAGUGUCAAGAACAAAAACACAUUUUCCUUUGAUAAACAGGUUAAUUAUGUUUUUACAUUGUGUCAUAGUUAGGGCUUACAGAUACUAACAGAAGCUAAUGGAGGUUAGUAGCAGCUAAUAAAGGCUAAUAGCAGAUAACAGUAGCUAAAAUUAACUAAGGGGUAACUAACAUACUCCAGCAGCGGAACAAACAGCAGUGUUAUGGCAGAAAAGUUCAGCAUAUCCUCAGCAGCUCACCUCAGUAUAGUUUUUAUCAGUGGGAACUGAGCUUAACUGAGUCAUCGACUCAUGUCUGAGUCCUUUCAUGAAGUUUUGCAGCCUCCUGCAGAGUAAACAGAUGCACACUGCCAGCCUUUACAAGAGGGAAAACUGACCCGGAUCUGGACCUGCAACUUUGCAGAUGAACAGUAGCCCACAUUUUUGAGGUGAACCCAAAAUAUCUAAUUGACACAUUUCCGGUUUUUAUUUCUGAUUUAUUGCUAAGUAUUGAUAUUAUUCAAAUGUGUUAAUAAUGUAUUUUUUAAACAGUAGUAUAAAUAUGCCAGUUGUUAUGAGGUAAAAUCUAGAUUUGGUGUUUUUGAUCUCUCCUACAGCAGCCACCGCAGCUAGGAUUAUGCUCUUGAUUUGGGAGGGGUAAGAAAACAAAACUCAUCUGAUUCCAGCUACUGACAUCUGUUAGUGAAAAAUUUACACACUGUAACUUCAAUAAAAAAAAUAUUCAUAAUAAAAUGUUUCUAGUUAUUUUUGUUUUUUGUUUCUCUGUAUUACCAUUAUCAUAACUAUUUCAUUAGUUCAUAUUAUUCUGUGCUAGAAUCUUCUAACCCUGGUUAACAGGCUAAUCGCUGCAGAUUUAUUGGCGUGAAGGGGGCGUGGUCAAGCAGGCAGACUGUCCUGUCAGUCCACACUCAGGGCACACUCCGCCCUCUACUGCAGUCCGCUGCUUUAAAGCUGAUCCAGAGUCAGCCGCAGGUUAGUCUCCGCUGGAAGCUCCCGAACAGGAGUUCAGUUAUUCAGACACAGAGUCUAGGCAGGAGCCGGUGAAGCGCCCGGAGCUCUCAGCGCGGACUGUGCCAUGUUUCUAUGACCUCGGGAUUUUUGAAGCCGCACCUGCAGCUGAUGCUCCACCGUGAAGCAGCAUGAACGGAUACGAACCUCCAGCUCUCGCCUCGGGCGUCUUCGGCUCCUACAGCUCGCCCAUCAACGGCCACGAUGCUCCAUCUCCAGAGCCUCCGACGCACAAAGCCAAGACCAGUGCCAAAGCUCUUUACGAACAAAGGAAACAUUACACCAAAACCAGCAUCAACAGCCUGACAGACACGUCGCAGUAUCAUGUGGAGCACCUGACCACGUUUGUGCUGGACCGCAAAGACGGGAUGAUCACAGUGGAUGACGGCAUCAGACGCCUCCGUCUACUCGAUGCUAAAGGGAAGGUGUGGACCCAGGAGAUGCUGCUGCAGGUGGAGGAGAAGACGGUGAGCCUCAUCGACUUAGGAACGAAGAACGAGCUGGAGAACUUCCAGAUCGGCUCCAUCCAGCACUGCCAGGCCGUGAUGAACGCCUGCAGCUACGACUCCAUCCUGGCUCUGAUCUGCAAAGAGCCAGGUCAGACCAAACCCGACCUCCACCUGUUCCAGUGUGAUGAAAUCAAGGCGAAUCUGAUCCAAGCUGACAUAGAAAGUGCCAUGAUGGAUGCCAAAGGAAGCAAAGUGAAGAAACGGCCGGAGACCCUGAAGAUGAUUCUGAAGAGUGACGGCAUUAUCCCCCCUCCCCCUUCCGCUCCUGCCCCCCAGCCACCACCGUCACCUGAUCUGGUGGACGUAAAGAGUCGUGCAGCAGCCUGGUCGGCAUGGACCAAUGAGCAGUAUGAGGCAGACGAUAGGCGGCUGUCGCAGGACAAUGGGCCGGUGGAGAUGACAGCAGCUCGCGUAGACCGCGAUGUGCAAAUCCUGAACCACAUCUUGGACGACAUCGAGUUUUUCGUCACCAAACUUCAGAAGGCUGCCGAGGCCUUCAGCGAGCUCUCCAAGAGGAAAAAGAACAAGAAGGGCAAGAAGAAAAGUCCUGGAGAGGGCGUCCUGACGCUGCGCUCCAAACCUCCGAGCGAAGACGAGUUUGUCGACUGUCUGCAGAAGUUCAAGCAUGCCUUCAACCAGCUGGGGAAGCUGAAGGACCACAUCCAGAACCCGAGCGCCGUGGAGUUGGUCCACUUCCUGUUCACGCCACUAAAGAUGGUGAUCCAGGCUUCGGGCAGCGUGGAUCUGGCCCGUAGCGUUGUCGUUCCUCUGCUGACCAGAGACGCCAUCGACUUCCUUCACGCCUCGGGGACGGCGGAGGAGAGACACUUGUGGGUUGCCCUGGGAGACGGAUGGACAAAGAGCAGGCUGGAGUGGCCAAAGGACCACUAUUUCCCCCCGUGUGUUCUGAAGUUUCGUGAUGGUUGGGAGCCACCUGCGUUGCCGGCGAUGACCCAGAGUCGUGAGCAGGAGCUCGCUCAGCUUGCCGAAAGCCUCGCCAAUGCCAACCUGCAGAGACCGGAGGACCCGAGGCCGUGGGUGACUCAGGAGGUGGCGCUGCAGAGGUUCCCACCUGCUGACGGGUAUGCCUUCACCAACACCUCCUACAAACGCAUGCAGAUCCUGGAUCAGGACACAGCCGUGGCUGCUUUCAAACACGCCGCCAGCCGCCAUGUAGACCGAGGCUUCGACGCCGACGGCAGAGGGCAGCCCAAAAUGUUUGCCAAAUCGAAGUACGACUUUGUGGCGAGGAACAACACAGAGCUGUCGGUGCUUAAAGACGAGGUGGUCGAGGUGCUGGACGACAGGAAGCAGUGGUGGAAGGUUCGUAACGGCUGUUGGGCGACGGGCUACGUGCCAAACAACAUCCUGGAGAUCACCAAAGCAGUGGACAUGACCAGCCGAGGAGAGCCCAUCUACAGCCACACCGUCCAGAAACAGACCACAAGGACAGAGUUUGUCCCCAGCAAACCCGUUGCCACGCCGAUGCCCCCAGCCCCCGCACCGGUUCCUCCUGCUCCCGCCCCCGCCAGGGUCCCCACGCCACCACUGCCUCCUCCGGCCGCAGAGCCUGCAAAGCCGGGGGGCAGCAGCAGCGCAGUCAGCCGACAGAACAGCAACGCGUCCAGCGACAUGGGCAGCGUCGCCAUGAGGGAGCAAAACAGCCACAAACCUGCUGUUGCCGCCGCCAGCCGCAGGAAGUCGAACAUGGAGGAGGUCCAGGACGAGCUGAUGCACAGGCUGACGCUCGGUCGCAGCGCCCAGAAGAAAUUUCAGGGUCCCGCCCGCAGUGGCAACACGCCGUCGGUCAGCAUCACGUACGACUCGACGCCAGAAGAGGUCAAAGCGUGGUUGGAGGCCAAAGGCUUCAGCCCCGUCACCAUCACCAGCCUCGGCGUGCUAACUGGCGCUCAGCUCUUCUCGCUCAACAAGGAGGAACUGAGGACGGUUUGUCCUGAUGACGGCGCCCGAGUCUUCAGUCAGGUCACCGUGCAGAAGGCGGCGCUCGAGAAGAGUGCAGGCUCCGAGCUGCAGGAGAUCAUGAGGAGGCGGCAGGAGAAACUGGCAGCCAGCACCUGUGAUUCAGGGGUGGAGUCUUUCGAUGAAGGCGGCCCCCACUGAGCUCCACCCAGCUCCUCCCCUUCCUUCCUCCCUCCCUCUUCCCUCCCUCUGCUGUACCUUUUUUUUUUUUUUUUUUUUUUUUCAAACCGCAGCCUGCUGCUCUCUCAAUCCUCAGGCGGCGGCCGACCGCGCGGAGUUCGUGGAGAUCAUGCGGCGUAGACAGGAACUCCUCAGCUCGUCUCCAUAGAAACAGAAACCGAUCGCCCACCGGACCGCCCACACACAAUAUUCUGCCAUGUUUGCCUGGAGUUCACAUGAACACUUUGUGGACUUGUUUAGUUGGUGAAAAGCUGUUCGCUCACCGUUUCCAAAGCAAAGCCUCGCAGUAUUAACGUCAGUGCUGCGCCCGGUCCUCUCCGCUUUAUCACUGCGGUCAGGUCACACAUAGGAGCGUUUCAUGAUGUAAUGAUGUAAACACACUGCACUCUAAGAAGACUUGGGGAGAUGAGACAUUCAGGACUUAUGUCUUUUGAGUUCAGAUUGUGGAAAAGGCUAAAAGCAAACAGGAAGUGCUGAUCCUGUGUUUUUAUUUCCAAAGAGGGAUUGAUCCUGCACACGUGGAUUAUUCCCUCUGUGCCUGGGCACAGUGAGAUCACGGAGAGGUUAAAACUGAGCCUGGUACUUUAGACAUGCCUGACUGGUUGUUACAAAAAUGAAAAUCACUAAAUGAACAUUAUUCUAUCAUCUACGCUAACAGACUGAUAAAUAUACAUUUAAGAGUUUUUGAGAGAAUUAUUUGAUGGGAUUUCAUUUUCUCAGAUUAUAUUAAAACUAUUUGAUAACCAAACAGAAGCAAAAUGAAAUGCACAUAACUUUAUAAAAAUAACUUAUGAAGAACAUCUGUCACAGAGUGAGUGAUCAGAUUUCUUACAAAAAAUGAUAUUUGGUAAUCAGCAUUUUUGCACAUGAAUAAAAAUGCUGAUGUUUUUCAGGCAGAGGUAACAACCAAUGAAACAAGCCGAAGCAGCUGAGGUUGUUUGUAAUUGCUCAGAUCUGAAAGUCUUUCUUUGACUUUGUUCUGAGGGUAAAAACACAAAAUGAAUGUAGUUGAACUCAUCAUGCCCCGUCCAAAGCAACAGGUAGCCAUCAUGUUUCUGUCUCAUUGGUCGUCUUACCUGUUCGAGCUGCAGGUGAUGUGAUGCCAGCGAGUGCUGACUAUAUUCAGCUCGAGUAACAAAAGCUUAGACUUGGUGUCCUCCCAGGAGGAGGCUGAUAGUAAUGGCAGCAGCAGUGACAUAAAGCUAGUAAGACGAACAAUCUGAAAACUGAAGCGGCGAAUUCUCAAACUUUUGAUCGAAUCACUGCAGACUUUAAUGUUUAUUCUUUGAACAUCCACCAUGAUGACCAUUUAAAAAUGUAUCGGUACAUGAAGUAACAUCAGACUCAACGUGAAGGAGCUAAACUUAGGAUGACGUGAAGGGUGAGAAGCCCCUGCAGAAAAGUGUUUUAACAGAAAUCUAAUGGGGGAAAAAAAAUCUGCAAAUUGAACUCUGUAUAUUCUAUCGAAAACCUGAUGGAAAAGAAACAUUUUACCCCUGAAAAAUCUGCAUUUUUGUUCUUCAGCUCCACAGAGCUGCAUUCUGUCUGGAUGAGCUCGAGAGCGCCCCCUGUGGCACAGGUAGUUCACAGGUUUAAGUUCACAUUUUAAAGGUUACACGCACACAUUCACAUGGACUUGAUUUCGAACUGGAUCACAAUAAUGUCUCAUACAAUGGAGUCCGGAUCUUUCACAUUAAGGGUUAUAAAGGGUGUAAUCUGUUUUCUUAACAGGCUUUUAAUGUGAAAAAUCUGCCCUUUUUGAUCACUCUGAAAAUCACCCAACCCAAUCAGUGAGGUGACCAGUGUGACUGAAGCGAUGAUGUGGUCUAACAGUCACGGUCUGAUGGUUUCCGCUGUGACUGGAUUGGUUCGUGCUGGUCACGAGCACGCUCAAAGUUAUUUGAACACUGGCUAUUGUUUGAGAAUUUACCGCCAAAAAUCAGCAACAGAAGCUGUUCAGAUCAGUGAGCAAAAAAUAAAGUAAAAACAUGCAGACUGUUUCUGUUUGUACAAGCAGCCUGAAAACACUGUAAAUGAAAGAUGUAAACACUCAUAGAAAAGGAAAUGUACAGAAUUGAGCCUGUACUCACUGUGGCAUUGAUUGUAUUGAUUUUGUUUCCACUUAUGCACUUAAUCUUCUGAAGGAAAGUUUUGUCUUUGUCUGAACUGUAGCACCGCACUGUAAUAAGAAUAAUGAUUAAAGCAGAGUAGUUUACAGUUUAUGAAGAAUUGCUUGUUGCUAAUGAGAGAACAGUAAAAGUUUAUGUAAUGUAGUUUUACCCAAACAGAUGUAUAGAGGCCAAUCAGGAGGAAAGGUUAGAGUUCAUUUGUACGUGUAUAGUUUUUUUUCGUGCCUUUUCCAUGUAAAUCUGCUCAUUCUGCAAUAAAAUAUUUACCAAAAGCA
Messenger RNA from Oreochromis aureus, 7186 nucleotides. It is a transcript of the gene eps8a, whose product is annotated as epidermal growth factor receptor pathway substrate 8a. Gene Ontology annotation, molecular function: actin binding. NCBI's taxonomy places the organism in Eukaryota, Metazoa, Chordata, Actinopteri, Cichliformes, Cichlidae. The record is from RefSeq and is a predicted model, not a curated record. Gene Ontology annotation, cellular component: ruffle membrane; plasma membrane; vesicle. Bases 2245 to 4743 code for a protein of 832 amino acids. Gene Ontology annotation, biological process: Rho protein signal transduction; regulation of Rho protein signal transduction; positive regulation of ruffle assembly. The transcript is spliced from 21 exons.